This is a messenger RNA of Bemisia tabaci, 8580 nucleotides long. The record is from RefSeq and is a predicted model, not a curated record. Lineage: Eukaryota; Metazoa; Arthropoda; Insecta; Hemiptera; Aleyrodidae.
AACAAACAACGUAAUGAAACUUUAGAAAUGCGCGUUUUCCCAGUUUUUCGUCUUAUCGCGAUGAACUCCUCCUAUUUGUUUUCUUAAUUUGUUUCGAAGUUGUGAAUUUAGCAUUAACUAUGGAAUGCACGCAAGUAAUUCCGGAUUUACAUCUGACCCAAGAUAUCUCGCAAGUCCUGAAUGAGGAACAUGUUGCACGCAUCUUAAUUGCAAAAACGGCUCAAUGUGAAGGAGCAGAGUACUUUUUGAAAAACGGUCAGAACGUAAUCGGUAGAUGCUCUCUCUCAGCGGAUGUCUGCAUCCAAGAUGUGACUAUAUCAAGGAAACAUGCUGUCAUAAUUUGUCACGGAAAGAAGUCGUUUCAUGUCUAUGAUGCCGGAAGUGCCAACGGAACAUUUCUUGAAAGCAGAGGCUCCAAAUGCAAGCUGGUGCCCCAAGUUCGUUACAAUCUGUGCUGUGGUGACACGUUAACGUUUGGUACCAUUGUAGCAACAUUCACGAAGGACCUUAAAGACCCUGUGGUAAUCGAGGAUAGUGAUUCAGACACUGGCUCUGAGUCUAUGCUACCUUUAGAUGGAGAUGACGAUCCGGAUGACAGUAUUUCUGGACCAGUGAAUCAAAAUAAAAAGAGGAUGAUGAUCUUGAGCGACACUGAGAGUGGACAUUGGGCCGCCAUGGAGAUCCUCGGGACUCUGAAAAAUGCUGACGACUCUGGGUGGGAGGGAGUAGUUGCCAACUUUUGGAAAUUAUCACUUGGGACACUCGCUGCCAACUUUGCCGCAAUAGAGGAGGAUGAGAAAAGUAAUUCCAGCCGAGACUCGUCAUCAGAGAUUCAGUCUAGCCAGCCUGAAAAGCCGGCGGACAAAGAAGUCAGUCCCUUCAAAACUCCAACUGCACCCCCGAUCAGAUCAUCGCAGUUUCGAUUCAGCCAAAGUCCACUAUCCAGUAAGAGCACCCCCAAAACAAGCCUCAGUUCACCUGAAGAGAAUAAGUUUAGGCCGUCUUCAUUUUCAACCCAGGAGGAAUUGGGGAAACAAACCGGAAAUGAUGUCCAGCCAAUGGACCAAGAUUCAGAAAACGAUGUAUCACAAUCUUGCAUCCUUGAUGAUUCCAUCUUCGAUAAAGAAACGCAGCAACUGGAUACGAGCGUUUUCAGCGAAAGCCUUCGGAAACUAUCCCCGAUUAGCAGCAAGCUGUCUUCACUCAAAGGAAGUAGAAAUUCUGGAAACCAAGCUUCAAACAGGGCUGAUAUCUUCAAUCUUGAAACCCAGAAACCGGCCGAAAAUCUGUAUGAGAUGGAAACGCAAGAACCGAGUUUCAAUGAUUCCUCUAGUUCAAAGUCUAAAAAAGAUGUUUCUGGUCAAAGCAUUUACAGUCUCGAGACGCAGAAACCUGAGACUGAUAUUUACAGCAGAGAGACGCAGAAAGUGAAAGAUGAUAUUUGUAGCAAGGAGAUAAAGGAAGUGGACUCAGAUUUAUGUAGUGCGGAAACACAGCAAGUGAAAGAGGAGGAGCACCAGAAUGGAACUAAUAAAUCGUCUGAAAAUAUUUAUGAUAAAGAAACUCAGAGAUUAAAUGUAAGUAUCUUUGAUAAAAAAACGCACAAACCAGAAAGCGCUAGAAAUCUAUCAAAUUUAGAAACUCAAACAUUUGAUGGAUUUUAUAACAAAGAAACCCAGAAGGUCAGUGAAAAUAUUUUCGAUAAAGAAACUCAGCAAGUCAAUGAAAAUAUUUGUGUUAUCAAAACUCAGAGAUUAAAUGAUGUUUUCAGUAAAGAAACUCAACAAGUGAACGAAAGUAUUAGUGGUUUGAAAACUCGGCAAUUGAAUGAUGUUUUCACCAAAGAAACCCAGCAAGUUGACAAGAAUAUUUGCGAUCUAGAAACGCAGCAGGUGAAUGCAAAUAUUUGUGAUAUAAAAACUCAGCAAUUGAAUGAUGUUUUCAACAAAGACACUCAGCGAGUAAACGAAAAUAUUUGUGACAUAAAAACCCAGCAAUUGAAUGAUGUUUUCUCUAAAGAAAUCCAGCAAGUCGACAAGAGUAUUUGUGAUUUAGAAACUCAGUCAUUGAAUGAAAAUAUAUUCGACAGAGAAACUCAGCAAGGCACCAAAAAUAUUUUUGAUUCAAAAGCUCAGCGAGUUAAUAAAAAUAUAUUCGACGUUGAAACCCAGAAGCCCAGUGAUGAUGUGAAAGGUAUUUUUGAUCUAGAUACUCAAAAAACAGACAUGAGUAUCAGCAAUAUUGAAACACAAAUCAUUCCCGAGUCUCGCAAAAAGAAGAGUAUCUUUGAAGAGGAAACCCAGGAGAAGGAAGCAGGUGAUCUUGAUGCUGGAACGCAGAAACCAGAUGACUCAAUACACUCCACUGAAACCAAAAAAAUCAUGUCACCAUUAGUGGAGGUUUUAAGUAAACAAGCUGAAGAAUCAGAAGAAAGCACCUGUGAUAUGAUCACCCAAAAGUUGAAUGUCCCGAACAAUGAAGGAGUAAAAGAUGAGGAAGAUGAAGAUGAUGAUAUGACGCAAAUCAUAUCGUCAACGCCAGCAGUCAUAAACACAGCCAGAAAGAAAUCUUUAGCAGCCUUGAAUCGAAAUUUAGCAAGAGACCAUCUCGGCUCACCGAUUGUAAGUGAUUCUUCUCAGAAGUCUUUAAAAAGCAAACGUAGUAAAAGCCCUAAUUCAAAUAAUCAGUCGUCAAACACAAGCUCUUUAUACUCUAUGGAAUUGAACUCCGUCAAUGGAGCAGAGGACAUCGAUCUUGAAGAUUUAGGAAAAAAAGUUGACCCCAAAGUUGCGUCUAUAGUUGGAAAUUUGGAUGGAAAAUCCCCUGUAGAAGGUGAGGACAUCAAUGAUGGCGAUUUGAAUGACAUGUUAACUCAAAAACUACCUGUUUCAAGUAGCAAGCAAACCAGAAAAAUCUCCAAUGACUCCAAAAAAGGACGAUUAGACCUCGAUAACAUGCCAACGCAAGUUAUCAGUGAAAAUCAGGAAGCCUCUACCAAAAAAACAAGAAGCCUGAAGAAAGCACCACAUUCCACAUCAGAACUGAUGGAAAUGUCUACACAACUGAUCAAUGAUAGUAGUUCAAAUAGUAAAUGGAAUUGUGGAGAUCGGAGUAGAUUAAAGCGCAAACCAGCAAGUGCUAAAGAAGACCGGGAUGUGUGCGACAUGCUGACCCAGAUGGUGCCUGCUGAAAAAAUGAGCAUCUCAAAACAAUCAAAUUAUAACAAUUCAACAAUGGAUUUAGAUGAGAUGCUCACACAGAAAAUAGAUACCAUCGACGGUGUAGAAACCAUUCGGAAAACUGAAAAGUCUCGCCUGAAACAAACUGCCUCCACACCAAGAGUCUCCUCUAAAAGUUGUUUACAAAGCUCUUCUGUUGACAAUCUAGACAAUAUGCUAACUCAAAAACUACCCUCAAAAGACGUCACAUCUCAUUCAGUUCUUUCGAUGGACGUUUGUCAGAGUCAGCCGUUGGGUGUCUCUAAAAAUUUGGAUGUCAUUUCAAGCGGCGAUGAAACCGAUGAUGAUAUCGGUCAAUUUGUCAAGCCACUAAGUAGCAAAAAACCAGAAGUAGAGCCUUCACUCUUUGAUAAGGAGGUCGAAGCAUUGUCUAAAAAAAUGGAGCAACCGUGCAAAAAUACUGCAAAAAGUACGUCUGUCCAAACUAGAACAGAAUCCCCUGAAGUUCCAGAAUCGCAGUCAAUCAUUACGGACGAAGAAAUAUCAGAGACUCCCUCGACAGGCUCAGAUCCUGUUUUUUCGGACCAAGCAGCUUCAUUUUUUAGAAACAUUCCAGAGAAAAGCAUGAAUGAUGCCUUGUCAACAGGGGAACCAUUAGCCAAAUUUCCAACUGUUGUGGAGAAAGACAGUGAUUCCAAGUCAUCGGGAACUGUGACUCCCGAUGAUCUCGCUUUUGUUCAUGACCUCGUGGCCGCAGAAACAAAAACAGAGAUGAAAGCAGAACUCGAUCUCAAUCUUCAAGCAGGUGAUGAAAAAGCAGUUGUGAAAGAAGAACCCAUUCUGAACUUUGUGACUGCAGAUACAAAAGUAAAUGUACAAACAGAGAAGAAUGUAAAACUAUCGGACAAACUAACUCCUGAUAGUCAGGAAUUCAAUAGCAACUCGACUAAAAAGCUGAGGGGAACCAAAGCCACAGAAUUGAAAGCUGAGGAGGGAAUUGGUUCGGAAGAAACUGUAGCAGAGAAAGCUACGACCAGUAAGCCGCUAUUGGAAGAUGAAACAAAUGUCUCAGCUGAAGAUAAUUCUCAGCCUAAGAAAGUAGGAAGAAGAAGCAAAAAGCCUGGCCUUUCCAUUCCAGAAAAUCAACCUUCGAUAGAAAAAUCUAAUAACCAAGAAAUCACUUCACUUACAACAGUUGAUCCAACUGACAUUGCCAGUGAACCAGCCUCUCCACCUCCUUCCACAAAGACUAGCUCCAGAAGAGGUUCCAAAAAUGCGAGCUGUGCAAAAGCAGGAGAUGGGAGCACAACUUCGGAGAAACAAGAUGAUUUGCCCUUAAGUAGGGUGCGCAGCAGUAGAACUAAAGUCACAGAAGGAAAGUACAAAGCCAUGCUGAAAGGAGUACAAACAUCCGAAGCUGAAGAAGAAAGCGGCAAUCCUCGCUCAAGUAGAAGAAGCAAAAGAGGGGGACAAAAUAUUGUCAUUAAAGCGGAUGAAAAUUCUAGAGAUCCUGAGAAACUCUCGGAGAUUCCUUUGGUGGACGCUUCCAUGAAGUCUUCGCAGGGCAAAAUCUCAUCAAACGAGAAGCCAAAAGAGCAAGGCCGUGCCAAAGGUCCACUUAGCAAGCUUGAAUCAAAAUCGAGCUCUAUUUACGAUUUCAGUUCAGAUGAAAAUGAUCCUUUUAGAGAAUUAUCAUUGUUGCAGACUCAGAGACGUUCACGUCAAAUUUCGGAUAGCACAGAUGAUGAGUUAGAAUCAAAGAAACCAAAAACUAAAAAUAUUGCUUCAGCCGUUUCUAAAGAUUCCAUUCCAGAGGAUAAUACAACUACAAAGGACAUUAACGAGGCUGAAAAGAAGAAAUCUACUCGUGGUAGACGUACUAAAAUUUCACUGGAUGUCACAGACGAAGCCCCCAAAAAUGACAUCAGCGUUGCAAAAGAGAAGGAAUCAACCUGCGGGAAAUCAAGGAAAUCUCAAAUUAUUGAUUCAGGUAGCGAGGAAGAAAAUACUCGCUCUUCAAGGGCUGGCCGUAGUGCUGGUUUGAAACGUAAAGUUGAAGGAGACUCCCACAAUGCUUCUCAAGAUGCUACCCCCACUAAGAAAAAACUGUCUGAACUCGGAACAUCUAAAAAAGAGCCUUGUAAGGACCCGCAAGCUGAAAUAAAAACUAGGACACCAUCGAAAAGGAAAGCCUUUGAAGUGAAAGGGAGUUUUCCACCAGCAAGUGAUGUUUCUACACCAAAGAAAAAGUUAAAAUUAAAUGACAAGAUUGAAAAUGAUUCUGAGGCUUCUUCUUCGGAUGCUGAGCUCUCGAAAACGAAAACCUCUAGCACUAGGAUGUCCAGGCGACAAACAUUACAAGUUGAAAAAGUUGAGGACGUAAAAGAAGAAUCUACCAGAGGCCGCAGAAGCACCAGAGGUGGAAAGCAGGCUUCGCAGAGUUUGGCAGGAUCACAGACAACUAAAUCAAAGGCUGAAACUUCUAGGAAAGAUACUUCUGUGGGAAGAAUGAGUCGUAAAGCUCCAGAAAUUGGCCCAGAAGAAACGGCAGCACAAAGUGAAACGGGUCGCAAGUCAAAAGUGAAAGAAGUAGUGCGUCUCGCAACAAGAUCCAGCAGUCAGUCAGACACAGAUUCUGUCAAAAGCACAGCCAAAGAAAGUGUCAAGAAACCAUUAGAUAGGAAAAGUCGGGCUAGAUUAACUAGUCAAUCGAGCAGUCAGUCCGAUUCUGACUCCUUAAAAAGUGACUCGAAGCUCGCCAAAAAACUAAUCGACCGCAAAAGUCAGGUAGCAACGAAAAGAAAUUCAGUAAUUGAUGCAAGUACAUCGGAAACUGAAAAUGCCAGUCCCUCAAAGACAACAACGCCGGCUAAAUCCAGAGUUUCAAGAUUGGCAAAGCAAGAAGACUCAGUUAGUCCUAGAUCAUCAACCCGGAAAAUAUCUGCACCAAUCAAGAAAUACCACAUUAUGUUUACUGGAUUGGACGAAAAAACCCUCGCCAAAUUUGAGAACAUCGUUACUGCACUUGGAGGGGUGUUGGAAGAAAAUCCUUCAUUAUGUACAGUCUUGGUAACAGACAAAGUCAGGCGCACGAUAAAAUUUCUGUCAACGCUGGCGCAAGGGAAACCUAUUGUCUCUAUCAAGUGGUUGGAGGUCUCGAAUAAAUUGAAGUCUUUCAAAGAUCCAUUUGAAUACUUGAUUCAAGAUAAACAGAGUGAACAGAAUUUUGACUUCAAUUUGUCAGAGUCCCUUACCAAAGCUCUGGACACACCUCUCCUAGCAGGAUACUCCGUUUUUGUUACGCCAUCAGUUAAACCCGAGCCAUCUCAAAUGAAAGCAAUCAUCGAAAGUGCAGGAGGCAAAUUUCUCAGCAAACAGCCUGCUCUCUGGAGCGAAAAUAGUUUCAUUGUUUCAAGUUUGGAGGACAAAAGUCAUUGGCCCAAAGACAAAGGCUCCAAAUUCACUCCAAAAAUUGUCUCUGCUGAAAUUAUCUUACGAGGGAUCCUGCAGCAGCGACUAGACUUUGAAGCCCACAAAUUGAAAUAAGUUUGGUAGUUUGAAGUUCCUUUUUUGUUAUUUGUUUUUGCUCUUGAUGUAAACUUUGUAAUGAAGUUUUUUUAAAUUUUAUGCUUAUUCAUGAAGAAAAUUAUAAAAAAAUCACUGUUGUGAAUAUUUUUUACUUUUAUUAGCCAUUUUCACUUCACUUCCUUUGUUUUUUUCUCAAUUUUAUAUAUCUGAUUUUUUGCUCAUUAUUCUGUGCGUAAUGUAUUUUCUUUUUAAAAAUUGUAAAUUUUCUAUCACAUGCUGUGACCCAUGUGGGCAUGUCCUUUUUACCUUUCUAUUGUUCUAUAGCGGAGUCCAGUUGACAGGAAAGAUUGUAUUGUCACCAAAAUUACUUUGUUUAGAACCAAAGCAGCUUAUUGGAUUGAAAGUAAUAUUGUAGAAUGGGUCAGUGGAAUUCAUUUUUUCAAUCAUUUUCUAAAAGUAUGGAGUAAAUUAAGCCCCUAUAAAUUUCUUCAGAUUUUUUAAACUGUGAAUGGCAAAGAAACUCCCUUUUAAACAUGCCCAAAAUGGGAUGUGUUUGAAACAAUAUUUUUGGCGGGCUUUGACGACGUAACUAUGUGGGAGAAAUAGCAUUAGCUGAUUGGCUAAACUCAGCUUAAAGCAUUGCCUGGCUCCAUCAACUUGACUGUUGGCUUUUGAUCGAUCAGUCUUGGAUCAGCUUUUUCUCUCGCUAGAAAUGCUCAUUUGAAUUUUUUAUAGAAAAGUAUGAGUUUUCCCACACUAAAUUUUAUGCACGCAUUUUUUUCCACAAAAUUUUGCUUUACCACAAUCCUGCAAAAAUUCCUUGCCACUGCCUCAUUUCAUGUUAAAGGGAACAUACUCACAAAUCUAUUUCGAGCAAAAAACUUGAAAUUUUGUACCAAGAAGCAUAAGUUUUAAGUGAUUGUGUCCAUUUUAUAUAUUUUGUAAGUAUGUAUAAUUGUAAUGUGAAUUUUUUAUCCAGGAGGAUAAUUAUUUUUUGCUUCCUCAGGAAUUGUUUGUUUCUAUUUGUUAUUCUUUUGAAAAUUAUACCUCAAAAUGUUAGUACUUUUUUGAAAAUUACCGCAAGAAUUUCUUAUAAUUUUGAUAAUCAUCUCAACAUAUCUGUAAGUAUGUAGCUCCAAUUAAGUAAUGCAGUGAAGAUUAAGACAACAACAAAAUUUUACUAUAUUGCGUUGAAAGGAGUACGGUAAAACGAACGGAUUUAUGUGAAAUCAGCCUAAUUGUGUUUCUCAUUGCCUAAUUUUCUCCGAUGUUAUUUUGUUUUAACAGAGAAUUACACCAUAAGACUCCUAUAAAUGUGUGUGAAUUUAUCCCACGUUAUGAAGAAUUUAUACAAAUUUAAGUUCCAGCUUUGUUUAGUUUUCUGUUGAUAAAAUAGAACAUUAGAGAAAAUCAGGCAAUGUUCAAUGUAGUUCAGCUGAUCCAUGCUGAAUCCAUCCAAAUUAAGUUGUUGAAAAAUCGAGUGUUCGAGAACAGGACACAUUUUCAAAUUUAUCUUCGAACAAAAACAUGUAAUUUUGUACCAAGAAAUGAAUCCUGCAAAGUUAUUGGGGCCAUUUCAUUUAUGAGAAAAAUGAUUUGCCAGGGAAAAGUAGUCUCCUUCGAUGAGUCUCUCUGUUUAUUUUUUGCAAAAAUGUGUUCAUAAAAGUAGACUUAGGUAAUACUUCAUAACACAUAAUAACUAGAUUUUAGUACUAUUGUAAAAAUCUUCUGUAUCAACCAGUUUUAAUUAUAUUCACAAAUGUAAAAAGAAACUAUAAUUUGAAAAGUUCAAUUGGAUUGAGAUUUGUACAUUUUGUUUUUAAAUUUGGAGGUGGAGAAUUCACAGUCAAAUAAAAUCUUGUAAAAUUGUAUA